This is a messenger RNA of Erpetoichthys calabaricus (reedfish), 2190 nucleotides long. It is a transcript of the gene dnajb1b, whose product is annotated as DnaJ heat shock protein family (Hsp40) member B1b. Gene Ontology annotation, cellular component: cytosol. The transcript has 3 exons. Gene Ontology annotation, molecular function: transcription corepressor activity; Hsp70 protein binding. Bases 329 to 1345 code for a protein of 338 amino acids. Lineage: Eukaryota; Metazoa; Chordata; Cladistia; Polypteriformes; Polypteridae. The record is from RefSeq and is a predicted model, not a curated record.
GGGUUGGGGGGAGCAGCGCUGGAAGGUUCUUGACAGUGAGGGAACCUUCUCGAACUUUCCGUGUGCGUAUAAAUAAAGAGUCCUGCCACGGAUGAGAGUUUUUACAGUAGAGCACUGACGUGUGAUGUGACAGAUAGUAGCACAACCAUUAGAACGAGGCUAAGAACUUUCCUAUUGAUAGCUUGCGCAGAUACGACAUCAUUGAGCGGCAUUUCCGUCUGGAGGAGGAGGUGGAGGAAGAAGAAGACGGUAGAGUCCUAGUCGAAAGCCAGAAGUCGUUGCGCAUUAAACCAUUUUCUCUUAGGAAGAGGGGCGACGAAGUGUCAACAUGGGCAAAGACUACUAUAAGAUCCUGGGCACGCAGAAAGGGGCUACGGACGAGGAAAUCAAGAAAGCGUACCGUAAGCAAGCACUGCGUUAUCACCCGGACAAAAACAAGGCGCCGGACGCCGAGGAGAAAUUCAAAGAGGUGGCAGAGGCGUACGAUGUCCUCAGCGACCCGAAGAAGCGAGAGGUGUACGACAAGUUCGGCGAAGAAGGACUAAAGGGUGGCAUUGGAGGAGGAGGUCCCAAUGGCACCAACUUCAAUUACACAUUCCACGGGGACCCCCAUGCAAUGUUUGCAGAGUUUUUUGGUGGCCAGAACCCUUUUGAUGCUUUCUUCCGGCACAGUGCAAGUGAUGACGACAUGGACACAAGUGACCCCUUUGCCAGUUUUGGAAUGGGGGGCAUGGGAGGCUUUUCUCAUGGCUUUGGCCGUUCAGGGCCAAGGCUCAGCCGGGACAGCAUCACCAAGAAGCAGGACCCACCAGUGGUGCACGAUCUUAAAGUCACACUAGAGGAGAUCUUCAGUGGUUGUACAAAAAAAAUGAAAAUCUCCCAUAAGAGGCUCAACCCAGAUGGCAGGACCACUCGAAGUGAAGAUAAAAUUCUGACAAUUGAUGUGAAACGUGGUUGGAAAGAAGGAACAAAAAUUACUUUCCCCAAGGAAGGCGAUGAGAUGCCAACCAACAUUCCAGCUGAUAUCAUCUUUGUUUUGAAAGACAAACCCCACUCGAUAUUUAAACGGGACGGUUCAGACAUCGUUUUUCCAGCAAAAGUUACUCUUCGAGAGGCUCUCUGUGGAUGCACUGUAAAUACUCCAACGUUGGAUGGCCGAACAUUACAAGUUGCAUUUAAAGAUGUCAUCAAACCGGGGUACAAGUGGAAUAUCGCUGGUGAAGGACUUCCUUUACCCAAAUGCCCAGAGAGACGAGGUGACCUGGUUUUAGAGUUUGAGGUCAGAUUCCCAGAUCGCAUACCCCAGAGCACAAAAGACAUUUUGGGUCAAUUACUACCUCCGUAGAGCCAGUAGAAGAACAUGUUAGCUAGCGGCAAGUUUCUGAAGUCCAAAUGGCGUCCACUUGAGGAUUUGUGUAUAUUAUUAUUAUUAUUAUUAUUAUAUGAUGUACUUUUUGUUUUUGUUUCAGUUCAAGGUGACAAUAGAGGAACAAAGCAGCUCUGUGCCUUGUCUUGGAACUUCUUCAUAAAACAACUCAUUUGAGUUUUCACAUUGCUUAGCGUUCUGGUCGGCAGUACGAGUCGGUUUGUCUGGCUGAAUUUUGUAACAAGCGAGUGUCAAGGCCGGACGGUGGUUUGAUGUUGGUACAAUAUUAUUGCUGGGGCAGACUUGUCACUUUUCAGUUCUGUAGUCCCAGAGCUUGCCCCCCAAAUGCAGUGUGUGUUCCAGCCAUUCAGAUCAUCACCAGGUCAUGUUUAGGUGACACUCCUCCCUCGUCGGUGUAAACACAUUGUGCGAUGACGCAGUUGUCUUUGCGCCAGAUUAUUGGCCAGCAUUGCUUUGGGUUUGACUAAAAGCCCGACGGGAUAUUUCCAAAUGGCAUUUUAGAGUUGCAGUUGUUAACCAAAACUGGAGACGUGCUCUGUGGCGUGAUGGAGCGCUUAGACAAGUUCACUGUGAGUGCAGGAGUGGACAUUCACAUUCUGCCAUUUUCAGCUUUAACACUCAGUGACUUGAAUUCAUGGUCUUAUUGACAUAUUUCUGUACAUAUUCCAGAAAGGAGAGGCGCGCUGCAUUUCAAAUAAAUGUAAAAAUGUCAAAUGCAGCUCCUCUUAAUCGCUGGAUGUUUUGUAUAUGCAAUUUUGUAUAUUUUGUCAGUUUCUGAAUAAAAAAUAAUGGGUUCAGAAAGA